This is a messenger RNA of Aspergillus versicolor CBS 583.65, 594 nucleotides long. RefSeq names its product aminoacyl-tRNA hydrolase. The coding region runs from base 1 to 594 and encodes 197 amino acids. Gene Ontology annotation, molecular function: peptidyl-tRNA hydrolase activity. The record is from RefSeq and is a predicted model, not a curated record. The transcript has a single exon. Lineage: Eukaryota; Fungi; Ascomycota; Eurotiomycetes; Eurotiales; Aspergillaceae.
AUGAGUCAUCGGCCCCUCCACUCCCUCUUCAUUGCUUCAAUCGGGAACCCAGGCCGUUACCGCGACACUCGUCACAGUGCCGGUCACCUUCUCCUCGACGCCAUAACCCCCCUCCUCCGGACCCAGCUCCCGCCGAGAUACAAAACAUGGUACAGUCCGUCGCUAAUGAACGCUUCGGGCAAGAAGCUUGUCAACGAACUUGACGCGUUCAAGCGAAUCAACCACCCAGACACGACCGCGAGCGGCUUAACACUCGUUAUCCUCCACGACGAACUCGAAAAGCCCCUUGGCAAGGUAGUCGUGAAGCGCGGGGGCCCAGAAAACUUGAGUCUGCGCGGGCAUAAUGGAUUAAAGGAUGUUUUUAAAUGGUUGGAGAAGAAGAAGAUGUAUCCGCACGAUCCAGCGCUAUCUAUCUUGCGCAUUGGAGUCGGCAUCGGGAGGCCGGAGAGUCGAAAUCCAGACGACGUCGCGAAAUACGUUCUUACGCCAAUGGAGGGCAAAGAGCUGGAUGCUAUAAAGAGGGCUGCAGGUUUUGCGAUGGAUGUUUUGGUUGAGGAGGCUGGAUCAGGUACGGGGGGGGAACCCAGAGCCUGA